Pogona vitticeps (central bearded dragon) is the source of this 2897-nucleotide messenger RNA. NCBI's taxonomy places the organism in Eukaryota, Metazoa, Chordata, Lepidosauria, Squamata, Agamidae. The record is from RefSeq and is a predicted model, not a curated record.
UCCUCUUUUUAGAGCAGGAUGCAGUUGUGGUUAUUCAUCCCCAAAGAAGGCAUUGCAGGUUAAACUUUAGCAAUUUACACUAUUUUUCUUUAGAACUACCUCAGGAAAUCUCCAUAAGAUUUUUUGUACUACAGGAUCUCCUGUGGUAUGCUUCAUUAUAUCUUUUUUAUACAGAGUCAGAAAGGACAAGAGCUUUUUUUAAUUGCUGGGGAAAAGAAACUUGGGGAGCUAGACAAAGAAGCCUCAGGAUAAAGGUAGCUGGUGAGUGAAUGUGCCUGACAGGAAGUUUGGACUUAAUGACCUUUUUGAUCUUUUCCAGUUGUUUGGGAAUUUUGUGGAAUUUUCAUGCACCAUGAACUUAGAUGACAACGCAAAAUGGCUUGAGUGGGUAGCCAAGCAGUUUGGGAGUAUUGCCGGUGAUGAUAAAGAGAUUGACUUCGAAGCGUUCAAAACUGCUCUCAAGGUGAAGGAGUCUUUUUUUGCUGAGCGAUUCUUUGCUUUGUUUGACUCGGAUGGAAGUGGUACCAUCAGUUUGGAUGAGCUGCUAGAGGCCUUGAAUCAGCUGAUUAAAGGAAGUGAAACAGACAAGCUCCGGUUCCUCUUCCAGGUUUAUGAUGUGGAUGGCAGUGGGUCUAUUAAACCGGACGAACUGCGCACUGUCUUAAAAUCAUGUCUGAAAGAGAGUUCAAUAUCUUUGCCAGAGCAGAAGUUGGAUGACCUCACAACAGCUCUCUUUGAGUCUGCAGAUUCUGACAACAAUGGAUACAUAACCUUUGAGGAGCUGAGGAAAGAACUGGAACAUUUUCCAGAAGUCAUGCAGAAUAUAACCAUAAGUGCUGCAAGCUGGUUAAAACCUCCAACAGCUCCACAGAAGACUCACACUCCCCACUACUUGAACCCAGCAUAUUGGCACAACAACCAAAACAAACUUCACUUUGUGGGCAGCUACAUGUGUGUGAAUAUACUCCUCUUCACAUUUGCAGCACAAAAGCAUGUCAGCUCUGGCAUUUGGAUUGUGCUGGCAAAAGGUUGUGGGCAGUGCCUGAACUUCAACUGUGCUUUUAUAGUGCUGCUGACGUUACGCCAAUGUCUAACAUGGUUACGUGCUACCUGGGUCGCCAGAGUUCUGCCUCUAGACCAGAACAUAAUUCUGCACCAGCUGAUGGGAUACACAGUGGUGAUUCUAACUAUAAUUCAUACAGGGGCUCACAUGGCCAACUUUGUGAUAAUGUCCUGGGCCAAGGACAGCUAUAACCUCUGGGAAUACCUGUUUACCACUCGUCCUGGCAUUGGCUGGAUUUAUGGGACCGCCUCUAUCACAGGUCUUGUGCUACAGGCUCUUAUCUGCCUCAUGCUCUUGUGCUCAAGCACCAUUGUUCGCAAGAGUGGGCAUUUUGAGGUCUUCUACUGGACCCACCUUUCUUAUAUCUUAGUUUGGGCUUUGCUAAUUGUCCAUGGUCCUAAUUUUUGGAAGUGGUUUGUAGUUCCUGGACUGCUGUUCCUCUUAGAGAAGGUGUUUUGUACUGUAUUAUCGCAUGCUAGAGGGAUGUACAUUGUGGAAAUCAACCUCUUACCCUCAAAGGUAACUCAUUUGGUGAUUAAGAGACCUCGGUUUUUCCACUACAAGCCUGGUGACUAUGUAUACCUGAAUAUCCCAGUCAUAGCUAAAUAUGAGUGGCAUCCAUUCACCAUUAGUAGUGCUCCAGAACAAUUAGGAACCAUAUGGUUGCAUAUAAGAUCCCAGGGACAAUGGACCAACAGAUUAUAUGAAUACUUCUGGCAUCAUAAUAAGCUUCAGACCCAUAGGCCCGAGUUGUUGGUGGCUAGAAACCAAGGAAACAAAAACAGGUCCAAGAAGUGGAUGCAGAAAAGUCUCUUUGGCUUCUUUGACUUGGACCAGUCUGUGGCCACCAGUGGAGAUGAGAUGAUUGAGAUCUUGUCUUAUACACCCACAUGCAAUCCCAGUUGGGGGGCUGCAAGCAAACAUGAGGAGAUGAACAACAUGCAAUCCAGAAAUAACCUUGUCUUGCCUAGCAAACACGUACAUCCCAUACUCAAGUGUUAUAUUGAUGGUCCUUACGGAACUUCUACACGACGGAUCUUCGCUUCAGAACAUGCAGUCUUGAUAGGGGCUGGAAUAGGGAUCACACCAUUUGCCUCUGUUCUGCAAAGCAUUAUGUUCAGAUAUCAUACAAGGAAGCAAACCUCAUUUACCCAGAACCACACAUUGGGUGAGAACCUUCAGGAUGAGAAGAUGAAACUCCAGAAGGUUGACUUUAUUUGGAUUAAUCGAGACCAAGUAUCCUUUGAGUGGUUUUUAAGCCUGCUCACUGAGCUGGAGAUUAGUCAAGCUAACGAAGACCCUACUGGGGACUUCCUGGAGAUGCACUUGUAUGUGACUUCAGCACUCAACAAGAAUGACAUGAAGGCCAUUGGCCUGCAGAUGGCAUUAGAUCUGCUUGCAAAAAGGGAAAAGAAAGACUCCAUCACAGGCCUCAGAACAAGAACCCAGCUAGGACGCCCAGACUGGGAUAAGCUCUUUCAGAAACUGGCUGAUGAAAACAAAAGGAAUGUCCAUGUCUUCUUUUGUGGCUCUCCAGCUCUUGCCAAAGUAGUCAAAGCUUACUGUGAACAGUUUGGCUUUCAGUUCUUCAAAGAGUAUUUCUAAGGAGCCCUUGUUCCCUUGCCAACAGCCAUCCUGGUUCUUGCGUUAGUUGUAUGUCUAUAGUUCUCAGUGUGACAAAUGUCUUGAGCUCUGUAACCCAUCACACUCUGCAAAGAUAUAUCAGAAACUGUUUUAACUCUUUCCUCUUAUAAUUUUAACUUUGGUAAGUAUAUAAGACAGUACAGAGUAUGUGUUGUCUCUCUUUCUGUUUUUUAAAAAUAUUUACGCUCCG